Exserohilum turcica Et28A is the source of this 804-nucleotide messenger RNA. RefSeq lists its product as uncharacterized. Bases 1 to 804 code for a protein of 267 amino acids. Lineage: Eukaryota; Fungi; Ascomycota; Dothideomycetes; Pleosporales; Pleosporaceae. The transcript has 2 exons. Gene Ontology annotation, cellular component: COP9 signalosome. The record is from RefSeq and is a predicted model, not a curated record.
AUGGAGCAGACCAAGGCCCUCAAUGCUCUCGAGCCCUUUCUCGCCCUGAGCAAGUCAGCCACGUCCCCACGAGCCGCAUCUGACUUGAUUGUGCAAGCCACGAGCGCGCCCAACACAUACGUCUUCGCCGAGCUGCUGCAGACGCCGAAUAUCCAGAACCUGAGGGCUUCCGAAGAGCACGCCCCGUAUCUGGCGCUGCUCGAGAUCUUUGCCUGGGGGACCUGGGCCGACUACAAGGCAGCACAAGCCAAUCUCCCCAAACUCUCUGCCCAGCAGCACCAGAAGCUCUUGCUUCUGUCGUUGCUGCCGCUGUCGCACUCGCAUGCAACCCUGACGUACAAGCACCUUAUGACGGCGCUGGAGCUGCCGACGCCCCGCGCUCUCGAGGAACUCAUCACCACCGCCAUCUACUCGGGCCUCAUCACAGCGACGCUCGACCCCGCCCAUUCGCUCGUCUCGGUCACGUCGAUAUCGCCGCUCCGCGAUCUCUCGCCCGGCUCUCUGCCUGCCCUCCAGAAUACCCUGCAGUCAUGGUCGCAGCGGUGCGACUCGGCACUCGCUGAUCUCGAGGCGCAAGUUGCAAAGGUCAGGCAGGAGGCGGUGGACCGGGAAAAGCUGCGGAGGAAGAAGGAGCGGGGGUUUGAAGCCGCCAUGCAAGCUACUGACGACAAGAACACGGGCAAGCGGAAUCUCAUGGGCGACGAUGCUAUGGACAUUGACGACGAGGGUGGUAGCGGCCGAGUAACGAGGAGCAGCAAGAGGGGGGCUGGGGGAUUUGGGUUUGGUAAUUUGGGACGGCGGUAG